Messenger RNA from Yamadazyma tenuis ATCC 10573, 2141 nucleotides. The record is from RefSeq and is a predicted model, not a curated record. Lineage: Eukaryota; Fungi; Ascomycota; Pichiomycetes; Serinales; Debaryomycetaceae.
AAUAUCUCGAAACUUUUCUAGUCACCAUGUUUCUAACCAGAUCGGUUCCCACAUGGGUACCACGGGGAUUUAGAAGCCUCGUAUAUAGUGCGGUUCUACUGGAUAGCAGGAGAUCAGUGCCCCGAGCAAAGCCAGACAGGUCUGAAUCCAAAAAUCGAUUUGCCAACCGGUUUUCCAACGAGAUGAGACCAAAGUUCCACUCUCCAGAAAGAAAACCACCCAGAUUUAAACUCGAUGGAUUUACCCCCAAAGCCCAGAGUGCUCUCAAUUCUGUUAUAGAGAAGGUCAAGAACGACAACCCUAGUAUGAAGGUCAAACUUGUGAAUAAAGGAAAACUUCAAGAAAGGCAUCUCGCCGAUAUCAUCAACGUAUUGGAUUCUCAAACAGAGGGAAUCCAGCUAGUUCCAAAUAAUGAUAACCAGUUUCUCAUAAAGCACGUCACCGUGCAAGACAUGAUAAAAGGGUACACGAACGAGUUGGCAAAGGAUAUGGAACAAAUGCUUUUAAGUAAGGGUAAUGUUACUGUUUCUAGAGUCUUAAGACUGAGAGAUAAAGCCGACAAAAAGAAAUCUUCUGCCAAAACUGUUUCAUUGAAGUGGAGCAUCAGCUUAGGCGACUUACGUCUACAGAAGAAAGCCGAAAUUGAGAGGAGAAUCAGCAAAGGUGAACGGUUCCUGAUCCAUGUUCAUGGUAAAAAGAGACCUGAUCCCGAAAAUCCUGAUCACUUCACUGAAUUCGACGCUAAUUUGGAUCCUUUUGAGCUCAAGAGACGCCAGGUGGUUGUAGACGAACUCCAAGGUUUGCUAGAGCAAACAGAAACCAAGUUUGAACGGAAGGGUGGUCUCAAGGGACUUUUGAUGUUAACCUGUAUACCUAAAGACGUUCCCACUACAACUGCUAAACCUUCAGAUAAGAAGCAAAAACCGGUAGAGAAAAAGAAGAAAGAAGAGCCCGAAAAGGCCCCAAAGGUGGAAGAGGAGGAUUUGGAUGCAUUAUAUCUGUUUAAAAUUGAAAACUAAUAGUGCACACUUGUAGAUAGUAACCCAAUAUUUGUACAUUAAGAAGAAAUAAAUAAACCAGCAAUGAUCAUAAUCAGACUAUACUGCCGUAGUUGGUGGAGUGACCACCUCUUUGUAUGCUUCUCCCUCUCUCCACCAGUGACUUUCUAUGUUCUCGUAAUUUUUUCACUUUAUAGCCAUACCGAUGACUGUCAAUUACAUUGUCCACCACUGGAUAGUUGAUGAGACGCUUGAUCUCCGAUUGAUCUAGGCGGUAGUUGUUGAUCUCCUGGUACGCAGCAUGAUAUAAAGCUUCAUCAUCAUCUAGCAUUUCGUUGUCGUAAUUAAACUCGUCGUUAUUGAGAGACGCAGCAAUCGAGAAGCUGCCGAGUUCUUCGGUUGGUGAUAGUUCAGGAGACAGUUCAGGCGAUGCCAAAUUCUUUGGAGAGUUCGAUACUAUACCUAGGGUGGAAGUACCAAAAGAGUUGAUGGAAGGAGCGCCUAGGAUUUCGUCUCCAAUAGUGGCAUUUUCCACUAUCGAUCGGUUGUCCACAGAUAGUGGUAGCCAGUACUUCUGUUUACCAUCAUAAUGAUAUCUGAGUCCCUGGUUGAUUUUCUUCAUCCGAGCCUUGGAGCUAGGAUGGUGAAUUAGGGCAUUUACCGAGUCGAAUGUCUUGAAGUCCUUGUAAUAAUCCCCGUAGUAUGUGAGUUUGAAGUCUUGGAUCAAGUCCUUGAUCCCCACCAUAUCUCGCACCGCAUGGUAGAAGCUUAACCUGCUGUUGGGAAUAUAUUCCAAAGUAAAAGGUUUAUAAGAAAAUGAUAACCAAUGGCCUAUUGCAAAGGCUAUAAGCUCCACACACAAAAGAGCAUUCUGAAUAGAUAUACCGAUAUUGGAAUUGUUUUUAGACGUAUCUCCAGAUCCCGGCAAUACGUGAAAAUAGUUCAAAAUUGCCAACAACACUCCUUGCCAAUACGAAGCAAAGAUAAUAAGCUUAACACAUAAAAACUUCCCCACCGGAUUGAAAGGCUUCAAAUCAUCCCACAAGAUUUUCCAAAAUAUCGCCAAACAGUACAACGACACACUGACACUGAGAUUGUAAAGCACCAUCAACCAAAGAUAUAUGGACUCGGCCCCCAUAUUGU